GUUUUGCCGUUUCACUCUGCUGGCCCCUUGCAUUUGCGCUCUCUUCCUCGCACGCCUUGUUUGGUGAAUAGAACCCGCAGAAUCAAAGCUCCAAGCAUGGCGGCGAGCGAGCGCACCGUGUUGCAGUUCUCUUCCUCUUCGCAGAGUUUGUCUGCGAAGGUUCACCCUCUGGUCAUCUUCAACAUCUGCGACUGCUAUGUCCGACGUCCGGACCAAGCGGAGCGCGUCAUCGGAACUCUCCUGGGCUCUGUUUUGCCCGAUGGAACCGUUGAUAUCCGUAAUUCUUAUGCUGUUCCCCACAAUGAGUCACUGGGACAGGUUGCUUUGGAUAUUGAGUACCACCACAAUAUGUUGAUAUCCCACCAAAAAGUCAAUCCAAAGGAAGUCAUAGUUGGGUGGUACUCAACUGGUCUUGGAGUGAAUGGGGGUAGUGCAUUAAUCCAUGAAUUUUAUUCUAGAGAAGUGCCCAAUCCUAUUCAUUUGACAGUUGAUACGGGAUUCACAAAUGGAGAGGGAACCAUAAAAGCAUAUGUAUCGCACAAUUUAUCUCUUGGAGAUUGGCAAAUUGCUGCUCAGUUUCAAGAAAUUCCUCUGGAUCUUCGCAUGGUUGAAGCUGAGCGAAUUGGAUUUGAUACUUUGAAGGCAACUACUGUUGACAAAAUCCCAAACGAUUUGGAAGGGAUGGAAACAUCAAUGGAACGUCUGCUAGCCUUGAUUGAUGACAUCUACAAAUAUGUCGAUGAUGUUGUGGAAGGGCGUGUUGUGCCAGACAACAAUGUCGGGAGGUUUAUAUCUAAUGCUGUAGGUUCCCUUCUCAAAUUGCCUCCUUCAGCUUUUGACAAGCUUGUGAACGAUAGUUUGCAGGAUCAUUUGCUUUUGCUCUAUUUAUCAAGUAUCACAAGGACACAACUGAGCUUGGCCGAGAAAUUGAACACAGCUGCUCAGAUUCUGUGAUUCCUUUGUCAAUCGUCGUGCCAAGGCAAUUUUGCCCGUGGAAGUGCCUUUUGUCUUAUUUACUGAAACACGUCAAAUCUGUUUUUUUCCUCUUUAAUUUUGUAGUUUUUUUUUUGCUUUUGUAUUUUUUUUUUUGCAGUUGAGAUUCAUAGGUUCUUAAUUAUAUCCAAAUUACAGUUUAGCGAUUCACCCGUAUUGUAAUCUGUCGUCUGCUAAAGAAAUCUAGCCAGAUCUUUUCAACACUACCUGGCACCAUUAUUUUCCCCUCGAGUAAUGGCAGUGUUUAUUUACCUGGUCA
Molecule: messenger RNA, 1252 nt
Organism: Prosopis cineraria
Lineage: Eukaryota; Viridiplantae; Streptophyta; Magnoliopsida; Fabales; Fabaceae
Product: eukaryotic translation initiation factor 3 subunit F
Exons: 6
Coding region: 97-954 (285 amino acids)
Biological process (GO): translational initiation
Cellular component (GO): eukaryotic translation initiation factor 3 complex, eIF3m
Molecular function (GO): metallopeptidase activity; translation initiation factor activity; translation initiation factor binding
Source: RefSeq, a predicted model, not a curated record